CUUUCAUCCAAGUAAAACCCUUGAAAUAGACAAAAACGACAAUCGCUAGAAAGAGACAAAUGAUACAAUUGACCUUACGUUAUUCCCCUGUUUCUCGUGCUACAGCCAAACUCUUUACCAUAUGUCCGAUGGUCUGUUAGUUAGGUGUCUGCACGUCAUGUAGGCCUUCAGAAAAGGUUGCCUAAUCAUUACGGGACUUGUACGUAUCUUUCCUUAUUCGGCAUUCCGUCCGUUCCUCUUCCUGAUCUGGAUGGCUUUAACUGGUGGCCGCCGGCACGCAGUGUUUCUUUUCUGGUGCCCUGGUGCUCGUCUAUCCUUUCGGCGUCGCUUCGUUCUUCCGGAUGAAUAUUUUCUCUCCUGCCUAUGUCCCUUUUUGAACGUCGUGGUUUUCUAUGAUUUGUCCUUUCUGGUUACUGGUGAUAUCUUUGGCUUGUUUCUCGUCUUGUCCUGGUCGGUUAUCGCCGGUUACUCCAGGUUGCGGACCUCUGGUAGGACAGCCCUGUCCAGCGGUUACGGUAAGCUAAAAUGGCAAAUGUAGACUGUAUGAACA
Molecule: messenger RNA, 550 nt
Organism: Radiomyces spectabilis
Lineage: Eukaryota; Fungi; Mucoromycota; Mucoromycetes; Mucorales; Radiomycetaceae
Exons: 1
Coding region: 251-538 (95 amino acids)
Source: RefSeq, a predicted model, not a curated record